CCUGACAAAGCCAGAGUGGACGAAAAGUUGUACAAUUAAAUCACUUUUUGAAUCAAAGAAGACGGUGUGUUGCAGAACCUUAAGUGCAUAAUUGUGUUCCAUGAGCUGCCUUUCCCCAUAGGCCUGUUGCAGGUAGUGAAGCAGUAUGUCCGCAUCCCAGUUUAUGCCAUGAUCCGUCCCCGUGGCGGGGACUUCCUGUAUUCCGACCGUGAGGUGGAGGUGAUGAGGAAGGACAUUGAGAUGAUGAAGAGCCAUGGUGCAGAUGGACUGGUGUUGGGAGCCCUGACUGAGGAUGGAAAAGUAGAUGCUGAGCUUUGCAUGGAGCUGUUAGCUGCCAGCCGGCCUCUUCCUGUCACAUUUCACAGAGCCUUUGAUAUGGUCCACAAUCCUGUCGUUGCCUUGGAAACUCUUAUUUCUCUAGGCUUUGAACGAGUGCUGACCAGCGGCCUUGACAGCUCUGUAUUGGAGGGUCUUCCUCUCAUCAAGAGGCUAGUGGAACAGGCUAAGGGAAGAAUAGUCAUCAUGCCAGGAGGUGGCAUCACUGAGCGUAAUCUGCAAAGAAUUCUAGAAGGCUCUGGGGCUCAGGAAUUCCACUGCUCUGCUCGUUCUAGUAAGGAAUCAACCAUGAAGUUCAGGUGAGGCAUAAGAACAGUGGAACAGAUGUUUUCUACAUCGUUACACCGCAUUCCUGUACUCCU
Alosa alosa (allis shad) is the source of this 698-nucleotide messenger RNA. RefSeq names its product copper homeostasis protein cutC homolog. Gene Ontology annotation, molecular function: copper ion binding. The record is from RefSeq and is a predicted model, not a curated record. NCBI's taxonomy places the organism in Eukaryota, Metazoa, Chordata, Actinopteri, Clupeiformes, Clupeidae. Bases 169 to 639 code for a protein of 156 amino acids. The transcript has 5 exons.